This is a messenger RNA of Lycium ferocissimum, 2651 nucleotides long. RefSeq names its product glutamine-dependent NAD(+) synthetase. Gene Ontology annotation, cellular component: cytoplasm. The record is from RefSeq and is a predicted model, not a curated record. The transcript has 13 exons. The coding region runs from base 254 to 2449 and encodes 731 amino acids. NCBI's taxonomy places the organism in Eukaryota, Viridiplantae, Streptophyta, Magnoliopsida, Solanales, Solanaceae. Gene Ontology annotation, molecular function: NAD+ synthase (glutamine-hydrolyzing) activity; glutaminase activity; ATP binding. Gene Ontology annotation, biological process: NAD+ biosynthetic process.
AGACGUGUCAAAAAUUCAAAGAGUCAAAUAUAUCCAAAGACUUGGAAUUUCCACUCACAAACCCUUCAAACGGUGCGUCAAUUCCAAUCAAAUUUCCAAAUUUUUUUCUUCCAUUAAUUCAUAUUUCAAACUCACAAACAUCUAUAAAUACCAGGACCAAUAAACUCACAUUUCAUCAUCAUACAAAAAUUCAAUUUCCAAUCCUCAAAACAAAUCAAAUCUAACCUUUAAAUUUGUUUAUAUACAGUUGAAGAUGAGGCUAUUGAAAGUGGCUACGUGUAAUUUGAACCAAUGGGCAAUGGAUUUCGACUGUAAUUUGAAAAACAUUAAGGAAUCUAUUUCCGAAGCUAAAGGUUCGGGUGCUAUGAUCAGGCUUGGACCCGAACUUGAAAUAACUGGUUAUGGUUGUGAAGAUCAUUUCUUGGAACUCGAUACUGUUGCUCAUGCAUGGGAAUGCUUAAAAGAACUACUGUUAGGAGAUUGGACUGAUGGCAUAUUAUGCAGCUUCGGUAUGCCUGUUAUCAAGGAUUCAGAACGUUACAACUGUCAAGUGUUGUGCCUAAACAGAAAAAUAAUCAUGAUAAGGCCAAAGAUGUGGCUAGCAAAUGAUGGAAACUAUCGAGAACUCCGAUGGUUUACGGCGUGGAAACAAAAAGAGCAUCUUGAGGACUUCCAUCUCCCAAGUGAAAUUUCAGAUGCUUUGUCUCAGACAACAGUACCUUUUGGUUAUGGCUAUGUCCAGUUUCUAGACACAGCUGUUGCUGCUGAAGUUUGUGAGGAACUUUUUACUCCUCUACCUCCUCACGCUGAGCUUGCGUUGAAUGGUGUUGAAGUGUUUAUGAAUGCAAGUGGAAGUCAUCAUCAAUUACGAAAGCUUGAUCUUCGCAAUCGUGCUUUUAUAAGUGCCACACAUACUCGAGGGGGAGUUUACAUGUACAGUAAUCACCAGGGAUGCGAUGGUGGUCGUCUCUAUUAUGAUGGAUGUUCUUGUGUUGUUGUAAACGGAGAUAUGGUAGCACAAGGUUCACAAUUUUCCUUGAAGGAUGUUGAAAUGGUUUUUGCUCAAAUUGAUCUAGAUGCGGUUGCGAGUCUCAGAUCAUCUGUCAGUAGUUUUCAAGAGCAAGCAAGUUGUAAAGCUAAAGUUUCUAAAGUAUUUGUGCCUCACAAGCUUUGCCAACCUUUUGACCUCCAAAUGUUACUUUCAAGUCCACUCAAGAUUAGAUACCACUCUCCCGAGGAGGAAAUAGCACUUGGACCUGCUUGUUGGCUUUGGGAUUAUCUAAGAAGAAGUGGUGCAUCUGGUUUUCUGCUUCCACUUUCUGGGGGUGCUGAUAGUUCCUCCGUUGCUGCUAUAGUUGGUUCAAUGUGCCAGCUUGUUGUAAAAGAAAUUGCAAAUGGCGACAAGCAGAUAAAAGCUGAUGCCAUUCGCAUUGGCCAUUACACUGAUGGUCAGUUUCCAACGGAUAGCAAAGAAUUUGCUAAACGCAUUUUUUACACUGUUUUUAUGGGAUCUGAAAAUAGUUCAGAAGCCACAACAACUCGGGCAAAGGUGUUGGCUGAUGAGAUAGGAUCAUGGCAUCUUAAUGUGAGCAUCGAUGGAGUGGUCUCUUCACUUAUCUCUCUGUUUCAAACACUCACUGGAAAGCGUCCACGCUACAAGGUAGAUGGGGGAUCAAACAUUGAAAAUUUAGGGUUACAAAACAUUCAAGCUCGGGUCCGGAUGGUCCUGGCAUUCAUGUUAGCAUCUCUGCUUCCAUGGGUCCAUAACAAACCUGGUUUUUAUCUGGUUUUGGGUAGCUCCAAUGUGGAUGAAGGAUUACGUGGUUACUUAACAAAGUAUGAUUGUAGUUCAGCAGAUAUAAAUCCAAUUGGAAGUAUCAGUAAGAUGGAUCUUCGAACAUUUCUGAAAUGGGCUGCUGUUCAUCUUGGUUACUCAUCCCUGGCAGAGAUUGAAGCUGCUCCACCCACUGCUGAAUUGGAGCCUAUACGCUCGAAUUACAGUCAGUUGGAUGAAGUGGAUAUGGGUAUGACCUAUGAGGAACUUUCAGUGUAUGGAAGGUUGCGCAAGAUUUUCCGCUGUGGACCCCUAUCAAUGUUCAAGAAUCUGUGUUACAAAUGGGGUACAAAGUUGACGCCUGCAGAGGUGGCUGACAAAGUGAAAUACUUCUUUAAGUACUAUUCCAUCAACAGACACAAGAUGACUGUACUGACGCCUUCAUAUCAUGCCGAGAGUUAUUCGCCAGAGGACAAUAGGUUUGAUCUGCGCCAGUUCCUGUACAAUGUCCGAUGGCCUUAUCAAUUUCGCAAGAUUGAUGAACUUGUGAAUGAGCUUAAUGGUGAUACAGUUGCUCUUACAAAAUCGACUGAUGGAGAAAAGGUUGACGUUACGGCUGAUGGUGGGAUGGGUGUUGUGGCCGCAGGCUCGAGUGAUCCAAGAGCUGGCUUCUAAUUCUAACUUCAUAGUUUUAGCUCAUAAUGCAGCUGAAAGUAGAUAUUGGAUUUUCAAUGCUUUCUAAGUAUUCAGUCUUCAGAUAGACUAAUUUAUGUCGAAUUUGCUCUUUACUUUUAUUUAACCAAAUCAGUUCAACACUUAUCAAUAAUGAAAACACCAUCAUUUGCGAUCUGUUGUAUAAAACAAGAUUUUUUUCUCA